AUGCCCAUUUUUCGCAAGGACAGAAAGGCUUCUGCUUCCGCCGGCUCGUCGAUGCCGACAACUCACUCGGGCCCGCUCCUUUCGCCAGAGAUGCACAAAGAAUACAUCUACCCCGAUCCACAGCCCGGCCUCGGAAUCAACCUACCGGCUCACUACAAGAUAAGCGUUGCUGCAACUGGAGCCUCCAGCAGCAAUGGCCAUGGCAAUGGCACGCUGGACAGUCGGUAUGUAGGCGGGAGCGUCGGAGCCGCAGGUGGAUACCCAUCGCCCGCCUUAUCGCAGGGCAGCGCAUUUGACAGCCCGAAUGGCAGCGCCAACGGUGGCAGCGGUACCUUUAGCUCCGCUUCGCUGCGCUCGGCCGGGCAUUAUACUGGUUAUCCCACUAUGCAUGGCGAGUUGGGCGGGGGAGCAGGACCUGCAGGAAUGACAGCAGCAGGAAUGGGAUGUAGGCCAUGGAAGAGCAAGUUGGAGCGCUUGACUGGCGAAGACGUACCUUUGUCUACGCCCAGCGUCAUUAUCUCGCGUGCAACCACUUCAAAUACUACUGCUGGAAGAUCGCAGUCGCAUGCCGACCCUAUCGGCACAUCGUCCAACACUACCGCUUCCGACACGCUGUACAACGACUAUGCCGGUGCAGGGGCGUCGUAUCCAUCGACCCGUAUCGCACAUGCGCAUGCACCUACCGGCUCGCUCAGCUCCGGCUCCGCGGAUGGUUCGACGCUGCAUGGUGGCGUUGGCGGCGGCGCACUGAUGUUCCAAUACCCCGGAACAGCCAUGAGCGGCAACAGCCGGUACUGCUCAAACGGUAUGCCGGUUCACCACCUCUCCUCGGUGCUCGACACGUCCGCUGAGGAGCCCGACUGCCCAGUGUGCCUCGAGCCGCUGUCGCACCGUCUGGCAGGCGAGAAGCCGCACGUCGUACCACAAUGCGGACACGCGCUGCAUAACGCCUGUUUCACGGCCGUGUACGGCAGCCCCGAUUCGGUGCUCGCGGCGCAGAAGCGACAUGCGCUGCUCAGCGCUGCGCAGCACGCCGGCGGCACUCCCGCCACCACCGGAGGAGAGGCAAGGCAGGACUACCAGAUGAGCCAGGCGCCAGGCAUGUGCGGUGUCUGCAGGAGGGCCAUCAUACUCGGCGGUGACAAAAAGCAGAGCGAGAAGCGCGUGGCGAAGGCGACGGGUAUAAUGGGUGCUGGUGGUAUGGGUGACAUGUUCGACUCGACCCAGCAGCGCGAAGACCCGUCUGGCUCUGGUGUGUUAAUGCGCGAUGACAAAAUCGAGCUGCCCCAGCGCCUGUACCACCAUGCUCCUGGCAUAUCCAGCUCACGCGGCAUGGUCGUCCCCGUCAUCCGCGCACGCCCCGAGUACGCCACCAUCUACCGCCGCGACCCGACGGGAACGAACACCAAGCAGAACGUCGUCUGCGUCAUCUCGGUCGAGGUGCCGAGCCGCCGGCCGGUGCCGCUGCCUUCGCCUGCUCCAACAGCGACGGCCGUGGACGGGUAUGGAUAUUUUGCUCAUCAUCAUCAUCAGCAACAGCAGCAGCAGCAGCAUCUUGGCACCAUCCCGGAUGGAGAAGACGAGGAUUACGGGAAUGCACGCGAAAUGGCGUCGGCGGGAGGGUCGAUGUAUAUAUCCGCGCGCCGCGCGCCGAGCACAAGAAGCCGGGCAAACACGAUCGACACGCAGGACUCGGAGCGCGACCGUGACCGCGACCGCGUCCUGACUACCGCGGGCGCUGAUCCGCUGCCGGGUGUGGCCGAGGAAGGGCAGAACCAGCACCACCCGCGGCAGCCCAAGCAGACGCCUUCGCAGAACGGGCAUGCGGCGGAUACAAACGGGAAAGGAGCAGCGUCAGGUGCAGAGGAGGAAGAAGCCGGCUUUUCGUUUGGCGCGACGCCCUCUGCCAACGAAGCGAAGAGCGACCCGUAUCGAGCGGUGACAGUGGACCUGCGGGCGCGCAUCCUGGAUUGGAAAGGUCACACACUCGAGCACUUUGGUCCGCUGCACCUGUACGACACGCUUAAUGUGCGCCAGGACACUAUCGUGCGCGAGUUCUACGUCUACCUCUUCCAGGAGGCGCUGCUCUGUGUCACUGAGGAGCGCAAACGUGGACUCAGCAAGCUCGUCGCCGCCACCGUUGCCGUGACAGGCAAUGAGGACGCCGCCAAGCCGGGGCUGAAGCUCAAGGGCCGCAUCUAUCUGCGCCACAUCAAGCGUGUUAGCGAGAGCUCUGUGGCGGGAGAGGCCAGCCUCAGCAUCAAGAUGGACGAUGACCAUCUCGACCAGUUUGUCCUCUGCUUCAACACCGAGGCGCAGGCGACUGCGUGGAGGCACAAACUCGAUGAACUUGUCGACUUCAUACAAACCCCCGAGAAAGCCCUCUCCGUUCCGCCCAGGCCUGGGCUGCAUCCCACAAUUAGCGAGCAGGCGAAGAGGGUGCCGAGCCCGGGAGCGGCCAACCAAGACGCUCUCAAUCAUGGCGACGCCGCGUCCAUUGGGCACAGUCGCAAGAGCGUAGGCAGCAGCGGCGCUGGCAAGCACACGUCUAUCAUCAGUGGGAGAGCGGGCUCGGCGGGCGAUGCUGCGUCCAUCGCCGAGUCAACAGGCACGCGCAGGAGCAUGCGCAGAGCAACCGUACGGAGCGAUACCAACAACAGCAGCAGCAACAGUUGUCGAUCGAGCGUCGUCACAGGGCCACGGCUACCAAUUGUGCCCCUCCACCAGCAGUGGUCUGCAUCCGGCGGACACGACCCGAGCAAGGAGCCUCCCGAGAUUCUGCCGCAUGCGCCGCUCGACCUCGUCAUCAUGAUCUCCGUCCCGGUUGUCGUCGAGGCGCAGCGCAGCUCGACCGCAUCGAUCAGCUCGUCUGCAGCGCUUAAGCUGCGCCUUAUACGUUCGUCGCUCGAGUUCAUUGUCAACAAUGUCGGGCCGACAGACCGCGUCUCGCUCGUCUCGUACACCGCCGGCCAGGAGGGACAGGUUCGCAAGACGCCGCUGCUCCAGCCGGCAAAGGACGCGAGCCGGCUCUGUCUGCUGCGCUUCAUCGAAGGUAUGGGCACAGCGGGCGACGGUGUAGACGGAAGCAGCGCCGAUCCGUUCGUCGCUGAUCUGUCCGGGCUCGGUGGCGGCUCGGAUCGCGUCGACACCGUCACGGCCAUCAACGUCGGCCUUGACAUUGUCCUGCAACGGACAGUGAAGAAUCCAACAACGGGCAUGGUGCUGGUUAACGAUACCGCCUCCGGUCCAAAGCGCAAUCAGAUGGAUCUCGUCAUGGCUCGUGCAGAGGCCGCCAAUGUCCCGAUUCACUGCUUCGGCUACGGCAAAAACCACGAUCCUUCUUCGCUCUGGCUCAUUUCCAAUCACACGCGAGGGUCCUACACGUACAUUCGCGAGUGGUACCAGCUGAGAGAGUGCCUGGCGGGCUGCAUCGGCUCCCUCAUGUCCGUCGCGCUGACAGAGGUCAAGGUGCACGUCUCCUUGCCCGCCGACAAUCGCUUCUACGUGCGCAAAGUAUCCGGCGUCAUCGGCUCGAUAGUCUCUGCCAACGGCAAAGACGUCGACAUCGAGCUCGGCUACCUUUACUUUGGCGAUGUGCGCGAGAUCUUUGUCGAGCUAUCUGUCGACUUUCACGAGCUUCUCGCAUACGUGGUUCCACAGCGCGUACUAGCAGCUUCAGCUGCUGCUGCUACAAAGAAAGGGAUAGCUUCGAGGAGCGGGAGAACGCUGGAUGGUGCUUCAGCGAUGGAUGACUUUAUGCAACGCCUUGGCAUCCAAACACUGUCGCUCACCGAUGCAGACUCUGUUGGCAACGACAGCGAAGUGAUGGGCAAUUCGAUGGUAGAGGAGGUCGCGGUGCUCGAAGUCGAUGCUGGGUUCAAAGAUCCUGCCACGCUUCAAUCCGUCACACACAUGGUUACCUCGACCGUGCUGACACUCGACGUCGACCCCUUCACGCCUGAUCCGACCGCCGCCACCGAGAACUCAGCAUCCGUUGUCGCGACUCUCGCCGACCCGGUAUCCACUCGACGCCGCAUCGAAGUGAUGGUCAGCGAUCUGAUCACGCGCUCACUCUUGCUCGUCUCGCGUCAGAAUCACUCGCACGCCUCGCGUUUGCUCAUCGAGACUCGUCGCAUUGUUGAGACAGUUCUGGCCUCCAUCCCCGCACCCAAGCAGGAAUCGCAAGCUGCUGCGACGGCCUUCCGCACCGCCCGCGACCACAUAUCGCGAAUGGGGGGGCCGCGCCGCCAGCGCGAGAUGCUGCACGCGCAAACGCUUGAAUCCUUCCAUGCCAUCAUUGACGAUCUUGACACCCUGAUUGACAGCCUAGAGCGCAACAAGUCCGGCUUCGAGCGCGACACGCGGAAUCUGGGUGCUCAGCAGGCGAUCUGCCUGCGUGACCAGCGCGCAUGGACGACACGAACAAACACGGAGUAUCUGAGGUUUGGGACGGACAACGGUAGUGCCUAUGCAGCACUUGCUUACGUGCACAGUCUUCCAUCGAGGUAG
Messenger RNA from Tilletiaria anomala UBC 951, 4509 nucleotides. RefSeq lists its product as uncharacterized. The transcript is spliced from 3 exons. Gene Ontology annotation, molecular function: guanyl-nucleotide exchange factor activity. The record is from RefSeq and is a predicted model, not a curated record. NCBI's taxonomy places the organism in Eukaryota, Fungi, Basidiomycota, Exobasidiomycetes, Georgefischeriales, Tilletiariaceae. The coding region runs from base 1 to 4509 and encodes 1502 amino acids. Gene Ontology annotation, cellular component: cytoplasm; division septum; nucleus. Gene Ontology annotation, biological process: establishment of cell polarity; septin ring organization.